This is a messenger RNA of Microthlaspi erraticum, 432 nucleotides long. Lineage: Eukaryota; Viridiplantae; Streptophyta; Magnoliopsida; Brassicales; Brassicaceae. The record is from the annotation of a GenBank genome assembly.
AUGGCGGAAGACGCAUCUAGUUUGGUCGGGAUCCUCGAGACAACUGUGGACCUACAAUCUUCCUCGGAGAAGUUCCAUGACCUGCUUGUCGGGAGACCACACCAUGUCACCAGUGCAUCUCCUUCCAACAUUCAAGGAGUUGAGCUACACGAAGAUGGGGAGGCAAAGGUGGUGAAAGAGAGGAUUGAGUCGAUAGAUCCAGAGAACAAUCGGGCAACGUACAGGGUGUUAGAGGGUGAUCUAAUGAACGAGUACAAGAGUUUCGUCAUCACUUUCCAGGUGACACCUAAAGAGGGAGACACUGGAAGUGUUGCACAUUGGCACUUUGAGUAUGAGAAAAUUAACGAGGAGGUGGCUCACCCUGAGACUCUCCUACAGUUCGCUGUGGAAGUCUCCAAAGAGAUUGAUGCACAUCUCUUGUCUGAGGAAUAG